GCCGCGCAAUAAACAUGGAACAUUUGUUCACGUCGCACCUCACACCGCCUUCCUGCACUGCACGGCGCUUGCAUUAGUGCACUGUUCGCCGUAAACGUCGCCGUCGGUAGCGAUGCGAGAAGCGUUGUACAGGCACUGGUAUGUGUUGCCCAUCGAUGCGAACGUCUGCGAAGCUCGAAUGUACGAGAAGUGUUGUGCGCGGGACUACGAGUGAUUCGCCGUUGUUCCCCCGGUUCGAGACUUCUACGCAGGUACGCGCGUUUUCACGACGACGCUACGCGGGCAGUUGACUUCUGUGGACCGCUCGAAACACAGGUCGUAGGGAGUGAGAGAGAAAGAGAGAGCGAGCGAGAGCUAGGGAAAGAGACGGAGAACGGUCCGGCGUUUUGGCAUUUGGCCUGUCCCCUUGGCCAGAAGUGCGCGAGACCGACGAUGCGGCGGCCGCUCGUCCCCGGUCGAAUCUUCUCCCGCGCACGCAUCGACGGAGCGGCGUAACCUCUAAAGUUCGCUCGAGGCUCCGGCAGCCGAUGCUUCCUCCUGACAUAAAACGACGACCCGGACUAACGUCACGCAGAUGGCUCGUCCUACUCCGAACAUGACGUGUCUCGAGCCGCUCGUUGGUCAACUCCCGCGUAAAUCCAUCUCGUCCAUCGCCAGCAGCCCCGGUGGAUAAUCCCCCUUCCUUCCCCCCUCAGCUGCGCGACCAUGAACACUACGAUGAGCACCGGCGUGAGUGGCAGCGGCGACAAGCGUCUACCGGAGACGACCGUGCAGACCGUGGCGCAAAACUUAACUACAAUGCAACAGAAUGUACAGAGUGUGCAGAGUGUGCAGAGCGUGGUUCAGAGUAGUAUACAAAGUAUUCAGCCGACCCAGACUAUUGUAGGGCCACCCAGCAGUCUGGUAGGCAAAUCAGUGUCACUGGAUAUGAAUCCGAAACUGUCCUUAAUGAAGCCCGUAGUACCCUCCGGUACUACCUCGUCUACAGAAACCAGCAAAAUAACAACAACGUUAUGUUCUAUAGGAUCUACAGUAAAAAUAAUAUCACCAGGAAUAUUAAGUACUGUGGAAAGGCAAAUCCCACCACAAACAACACAGUUGUCAUCAAACACAAUUGUACAUCCAGUCAGCAUGCCAGCCACUUACCAUGUGCCACGGGGACCCGCUGCGGUUGCUAAUAUCUCUGCACCUAGGUCAACAGUUGCUACUCCUAUUGUUAGGACAAAUGCAGGACAGAUUGUCCCAACUACUAGACCAGGUAGUACGCCAAUCUCCAAUCCUCAAUGGCAACCUAAGACAACGUCCGUCGCGUUAUACGCGCAACCACAAAGACAUCCCACACCUAUUACCGGCAGCAGAAUCACCAGGCCAUCGUCCACUGUGUAUACGGGACAGCAGCCACGUCUAAUUACGCCGGGGAUGAUUACCAAUCAGGGAAGAUCUGUUCAAGCUACCAUGGUCACGGGUAGUCCGUCCAGGUUAAUAGCGCCCGUCUUGCAAACUAAUCUUACCAGACAUCCAGUUGCACAAAACAGACCGCCGACGCCGCAAGUAGUAACUGUAUCACAGACCUCGCAACCCACCAGAUCGUCAGCACAAACCAUUCAACCCACUCAGCCCAGCAGACCUUUAACUACGACGGGUACGGCGAAACGUAUAGCUGUGUCAACACCUAUCGUAGAGACAGCGAACAGAAUAAGCAGUACGGCUUCGACGGUUACUAUUGGUUCAGUCGAACCAUCAUUAGGUCGACAAUUGUCAAUUAGUGGUAGCACGGUGGCCGGACCAUCGACUGUUAGCCAUAUCGUUAUUCCUUCGCAACAGGUUCAACCACAACAGGGUGCACCGCGUGUUGUCCAAACCGUUACAUCCCUGUCGAGUCUCAGUACUGUAUCGCAAGUAAUUACAACGGCCGCGAAUACACAGUCGAAUACAAUGCGGAUAUUGCAAACAGUUCCGACCACGGUUGCGAAAAUCGCGGGAAUGUCCUUGCAUCCUUUGCCAAUCGCUCUACCAGUAAAGACUGCAUCGGCACCGAUCAAGGCUGCUCCUGCACAGUCCCAAAAUAUUGGACAAACCGUCCAAGUCAAACCGACGCCACAAGCUAAUUUACGUAUGUCGUCCACCAAUAGCAGUACAGCCACGAGUUCCACUCAGCCGGUUCAAGGACAGUAUAUACAUCCACCGCAUACCACUACCACAUAUCUUUCUUUUGAGACUACAGGAACGUAUUCACAAUUUCGACAGGCUUCAGUGCAGCCGGUGAGAUUAGUUGUUGAGCCAGGGUAUGAGGAACCUCAUGGUAAACCUAACGCAUCUCCCAGACCAAGUAUCCUGAGAAAAAGAGAUCAUGACAAUUCACCAGUUAAAGGGGAGUCACAAUUUCUUACAGGUGCGGCUAAAAAUUUAAUUCCUGUACUAGCAGCUUUGCCAUCAAACAGAUCAAUAUCCAGUCCGCCGUGCUCGCCGAAAGGCGAUCAGGAUGGUGGUUGCCAGAGUUCUGGAUCCACGACCGUAUCCGCUACGUCUUCGCCAGGUCUCGAUGAGGAACUUGAUCAAUCCAGGAUUACUAUUAAUCCCACUAUAGAAAUGUCACCGAGAAAAAAGCCUCGCAAGCAACAGCUUACAGGUGUAGAAUUAACUGAACCUCGAUGUACAGAGGAAGAGAUGCAAUUCAUCACGGAAGAAAAAUUGAAGAAAGAGAUCAAAGAGGAAUCAAAAGAGAAGCUGUCUGACAAAAGACAACUUUGCAAUGUACAAAGUGAUAUUAAAUCAUCUACUCAGCAAACAGAAAUCACAAUACGGACACGGCCUGUACCAAGUUUAUUAGGCUCUUCUUGGAAAUGUAAAUGGUCAGUUAGGUUACACCAUUAUAGAAGACCUAGCGAUGUAAGACCUCGAGAGGAAAGAAGACCAACAGUCGCUGAACUAGCACAACAAAAGCACGUAUUACAAAAACUGAAUGGAUGGAAAGUUUAUCAUCUUACUACGCAAAUGGAAGAUAUCGCAGCUCUUGAAAAACAGGUUCAUGAAAAAUUAAAAACGACGCUCAUGCUGCUGGAAUCACAGCAAACUGUUAAAAGCAAACAUAGCGAUGGGCUUGAACGUGUGAACGAACUGAUUAAAGGCAACAUGCAACGCAGUAGUUUAAUCAGCGAAGGCAUGAACGAAGCACGUACACAGCUCGUAGCUAUAUUUCAACAUAAAGGCCCUAUUACUGAUUUAUUGCAACGCUGUGGUAACAAACGGGCGCAAAAAAAGAGAGACAAAUGAGCUGUCGUGCUAAAUAAAUACGUAGAAUCUUUAUAAACGAACUUUGUUGAAGGAAAGUUCAAAAGGGAACUAUUUUUAUCUGUGUCACAGAUUCUAUAUAUAGGAAUAAAUAAAUGGUUUUAUAAGUCUAAAAGACAUGACUAUGUCACUAUAUAUAAUAACAUGUUUAUAAUUUUAUUAUAUAAAUCUAUAACGUUUUUAUUUUAAUAUAAUACUUCUUACUCCUCUAGCCAAA
Messenger RNA from Solenopsis invicta (red fire ant), 3508 nucleotides. Its product is annotated as histone deacetylase complex subunit SAP130-A. The coding region runs from base 706 to 3273 and encodes 855 amino acids. The transcript has 10 exons. The record is from RefSeq and is a predicted model, not a curated record. Lineage: Eukaryota; Metazoa; Arthropoda; Insecta; Hymenoptera; Formicidae. Gene Ontology annotation, biological process: negative regulation of transcription by RNA polymerase II. Gene Ontology annotation, cellular component: Sin3-type complex.